This is a messenger RNA of Mya arenaria, 3134 nucleotides long. RefSeq lists its product as uncharacterized. Lineage: Eukaryota; Metazoa; Mollusca; Bivalvia; Myida; Myidae. The transcript is spliced from 8 exons. The record is from RefSeq and is a predicted model, not a curated record. Bases 72 to 896 code for a protein of 274 amino acids.
UUUGCGUGCUCGAUUAUACAAACAAUUGAAGUCUGUUAAUUGAAGUAAUUUGUUGUAAAUGCAUCGUUACUAUGUUUACGAAGACGCUUUUGAUCCUGUCAGCCUCACUAUCACCUUUUUUACUUCUUGUUUUCAUGGGAGCAGUGAAUUCCAUCACAGUUCAUUGCCCCAGGGACAGGUCUAGAGCAGUUAGAAAAGUCCUCCAGCAUUACAUGACUUCAGUAUUGAACGCAGAAGAAAGCCCAUUGUCAACAAAUUGUGUGUUUCAUCCCAAACGAGACAUUUUCCACAAUCACGAGGCUCAUAAAACCGAGGAAGGGUACGGCAAGUGGGCGUGUGAGUACUGUGGCAAAAUGUUUUACGCUGAGAACUUUCUGGAUAACCACUUUCAGAACAGACAUGCAGGUUUCCUUAAUAAGGGAAAGGACUCGAUAUGUCUGGCGGACUACUGCGAUAUUUUCCGCUGUGAGAUCGUAUCGGGAUGGGUAAAUCCUACAUUCUGGGACUCGGCCCUCUGUAUCGAAGAUGACAUGGAAGAGUUGGCUACCAAAUGCCAGAUGAUAUUUCAAGCCUGUCUUUCACCUACAACAAUGACACCACAUGUAUUUGAUGCCAUUAACAAAACCAGGACCAUGGUUUGUUCUUCCUUAACCUGCAGUAGAUACUGGUACACUGGAAAAGUUGAGGAAAACCAGUGGCUCAUGCUCUUGAAGACAUUCUGUACUGUUUUUCUGAUUGGCUCAUUCAUAGUGUAUUACUUUUUAGCCUACCAUCACUUUUAUUCAGAGUCACUGUUUUACGAGCCUCCAGAUUCCGGGGUGCGACAAACAAAACCUUACGAUCCAAACUACAGACCAAGAAAACACAGACCACGUAACAGGGUCCCUAUUGUUUGAUAGACAAUCUGUUUAGUGUCAGACAUUUCUCUCUUUUCUCAGGGCAAGGGACUGUGCAAUGCUGCGAUUUCUACAUAUGCAAGGUCUUGAUAUUUGUAUCACAAUCAAUGGAGUGAAUGUUCAUAUCUCAAGUGUCUUUUGUUAUAUGAAGGAUUGGGAAUGUGUAUAUACAGGAGCUAUGUGACUUUAAAGUUUAUUUGGGGUAUUUACUUACAUUCAAUUUUAUGUUCAAUCAAGUUUAUGCUUGGAGAGUCAUGGUGCUUUGAAGACAAUUGUUAGAUGUGCUUAAUAGAAAGUAGCAUACAGACAGAGUGAAUAUUCAGUUUCAUAACUGAAUUCACCUGGGACCCGUUUCAUAGGCAGAGUACCAUUUUUGGAGGACAAUUGUUAGAUGUACUAGAUGGAAAGUAGCAUACAGAGUGAAUAUUGAGUUUGAAAUCUGAAUUCACCUGGGACACAUCGAUAGACAGAACGCCAUUUUUCAAGGGCUGUGGAAGAGCAUUAUACUUACCUAACCAAUAACCUGGUAUUCGAACGAGCUAAUGAUAUAAAUAGAAUUAGUAAACCAAUAGAAUAAGAGUGAGGAGUUUAAAACCAUGCCUCCAAAAAGUCCACAUGGUUUUAAUAUAUAAUUUUCGGUGGACUUUUCUAUUCAUGUUUCUAAAAGCCCUCUUUAAAAGGCAGCAAAAUUUUCACUGUAACUGGGAACUUCAGACUACCUUUUUGUAAGACGAACCUUUAUAUUGGAGUUUGCUAUAAAAGAGUGCUCUCAAAUUGACUGCAUCACACCCCUGCAUAUUAUCAUUCUAGACUGUUUAUAGUUGUUCAUUAAGCUUGUUGCUAUGCUAUAACACAUUCAGUUCAUCUCAGUCAUACUAUUGUAUGUUGAAAUCAAGAUCUGCAGUGGACUGUUGUUCAAUAAAUAUGUUACCUGCAUCUUUACUUGCAUAUAGGUUGCUGAUCCAUGUAAUUCCUUUAUUUCAUUAACAAUUUAUAAAAUACAUAACACCUGUUUUGGCCAUGUCACAAAAGUCAUGAUAUUCAUGACACUUAUUUGUACACAUGCUGCCAGAGACAUUACGCAGAUGUAUAGCAAGAUUCUUAACUCUUGACAUUAAAUAUUUACUGUAAUAUUUACACUUUAACUUCCAUUCCUUAAAUGAACAGCCUUUUGGCAAUUGCGAUUAUCAUCUGAUGAACUCAACAUCUCCGGAUAUGCUUGGAUCGAAUGAUCGCGUAAAAUAUACAUGUAAAUUGAAAAUUGUUUAUCUUGUAAUUGUUUUUAUUGUGUCAGCAGGCCACAAAAACUUAAGUCAACAUGUUGAAAAGUGUUAAUAUAUGACUUGUUAAAAUACUGUUGUCAUGCGUUAUAAAAUCAACUAUAAAGUUUUUUGUUUUGUGUUUUCCCGCAUUCUUAUGACGUCAUAUGAUAAGCUCUUUCCGGUUACGGUCGGGUCGUUCUAUAUUCAGAAUGGGUGAUGAAGAAUUACUAAAAGGUUUUCUUAAAGUUAUUUUUCAAAAAUUCUGAAAAUAAAUAAAUGAAUUAUUGGACUCCACAUGCAUUAACCAGCCCAACUGUGUUCAUACCCUGAUAAUGACAACAAUCACACAAUUCAUUCCAUAAUUGAAUAGAUUUUGAGGAAAGCCCCUUGUUGCACAGAAAAAAAACAACAGAAUAGCAUUAAGUGUUGACUCAACAGUGCACUUCAUUUGUGAUCUUAAAAUGAGUGAAUUACUGCUGGGAAUAAACCAUGUGUUUAAGAAUGAACGGUGUGCUUAAAAAAGUACUAUUUAUAGUACUGGCCCAAAUUGCUCGAAACUUCUUAAGCUUAACAGGCUUAAGUAGCUUAUUUCAAUUAGCCAAAAUAUAUACUUUAAUGGAUUUUUGAUAAAUGAAAAAUGGUUAAUUGUGAUUAUUAUAAAGAUAUUCAUAUCUAAAGUAUAAAAACACUAAAAAAAAAGUAAAUAUUACCCGAAUUAUUGAAAAACAAAAAUAGUGAACUUAGCUUAAUCCUAUUUUAAGGGACUUGAGAAGUUUCGAGAAAUUGGGGCCAGUAGUUUAGAAAACUUGAAUUUUGUAAAAAAGAUACCUGUUCAAUAGUUUUGCUGUCUUAACUUGUUGGAUCAUAAUGUAUGUUGUCAAAAGUGCUUUACAUGUUAUUAUUUUUGAUAACUGCUGGUAGUUAUGUUCAGCAAUAUAAUUUAAUAUUGCCUGUUCUUUUCUUGCAAUAUGUAAAA